Molecule: messenger RNA, 2727 nt
Organism: Biomphalaria glabrata
Lineage: Eukaryota; Metazoa; Mollusca; Gastropoda; Planorbidae
Exons: 7
Coding region: 120-1601 (493 amino acids)
Molecular function (GO): protein binding
Source: RefSeq, a predicted model, not a curated record
ACAAUAUCAACUUAUUUUUAGUUGCAAUGGAAUUCCCGAAAUUAUUUACCGUAAUCUCGAUAUACACUAGCAUUGCAAGUUCAAAUGAAAUAAAUACAGUUGCUUAUAUAAAUUAAAAGAUGAGACCUGCUAAACAAGUGAAAGCAGUAAGAGCACAGUUAGAAGUUUUAGAAGACUUGAAAGUCCAGAUUGAUGGUCUCCUUGGUAACAUAUCACAUGUCAUCCAAGUAGGAGAAUCAUGGAUAGGAGAAUCAGACAACAAAACAUUCACUGACAUUUAUCAGUUUCUGGCCUUUCAAACAGCGGAAUGCAUUAGCAAAUGUUCGUCUAUUGCAAAUGAAAGCAAAGACGCCUGCCAAUCAGCUGACACGACCGAACCAAGUGUGAAAGAAAAUACCCCAGUUACAGUUUCAGCUUUUGCUUUGCAAGGCGAUAGAGAACUAAGUAAACUGAUGCUUAGGUUCGAGAGCAUAGAGAACUCUGUUACAUCAAAUUCGAACAAAAUUAAAACUUUGAAUCAAAGGAUCGAAGAACAAGAAAGAUAUCUAAACGAAAGUACUUUAAAGGCACUAGAGGAAAUGGACAAGACAAACGCCAAGAAAUAUGAACAAAUAAUUGAAGAACUUCAUGCUGCUAGCAGUUUUAUGUCUAAUCUACAAAAAGAAACUGAAUCAUUAUCUCAAAAAAUGAAUGAAAGGGUGAUAACUGCUUGUCAGCAAGAACAAAGAGAAAGUAAUAGGGUUGCUGAAGUUAAUGAAAUGAAAUUAGAAAUCUCAAAAACCACUGAAAGUUUAAGUAAUUUAACAUCUCUUUACGAUGCAUUAUCCUGUCAAGUGAAGGGUACCAAUGGUAAAAUAUCCGAGUUGAAUAUCUCUGUAGAGAAGAUUACAUUAAAUAACCAAGGAAAAACUGCUCAGAUUAUGGAAGAAAAUCGUAAGGAUCGGGAAGAGAAAACUAGAAACCAGACAGAUGAUACUGAGGAUACAUUGCAAUCUACGAAUGACUUAUUUUUAGAAAAAGGUGCAUGUAAAUCAACGACAGCGUCUGAUAGUUCAGUGUUGGCCACAACUUUGAAGAGGUCCAUGGAUGAGCAAAAAUUAAAAUAUAAACAUUAUGACAAAAAGAUUAAUAAACUCUCAGAAAAGAUCACUCAAAUGAAUGAGUGUGUCAGCUUUCAUGUAGAAGUUGAAAGUGACCGUACCCUGAAUUUAAGAGCUGCAAGGAAUUUUACCUGCUUUAACGAAGAUAUUACCAAUGAAGGAAAACAUUUCGAUGUAGAGACUGGAACGUUUUCUGUGCCCUGCAGUGGCUUGUACUUGUUUAGCUUGAUGUUGGAUAUCGAUAACGAUGAAGAGAUGGAAUUCAAUAUUUAUGUGAAAUCUAAGAAUGAUGAAGAACACAAUUGCCACUAUACUUACGUUAUAGAAGAUGAUCACAACAUUACUUCUGUAGUUUUCCCUUUAAACUUAAGUAAAGAUGAUGAGGUGUACAUUAGACCAGAAGAAGAUUACUUCCAUGUAAACGUACGCUCUAAGUCAUAUUUCUCAUGUAUACUAAUAAAGUCUUUGAAAAAAAAGGCUUUAACAUUUGAUUUUUGCUAGAACUUUGACAAUUGAUGUGUGUCGCUGAAAAUUACUAGCUCGUAGGCCACAUUAGGAAAACUCUAGUUUCACCGUUAUAAUUUUUCAAAUUAAAAAAAGUAAAUUUAAAUCUAUAAAAACAAGUAGAAAAUAUUUAUCUUGAACGGGCUAUAUGUCUUAGGGUACUUUCGCAUUCAUAAAAGAGUUUAAUAAAUUAAUCAGAAAAAUUCUGCGCAUUGUCUACCAAUUCUAGAUCUAAAGGCCUACUAUUAGAAUGGUAUAUGAUAUAAAGUCUAGAUUGAUCAGGAUUUUGCUUUGAAAAACAAAUUAAUGCUAAGUAAUGUUUUUUUGCCAAUCAUCGCUAAAAUGUAACGAAACAAUUAAAGGUUGUCCCGAAUAUUUAUGAAAAUUCUAGUACUUACAUUCGUUUAACAAUGAGACUAUUACUCUUGAAAAAGGGGGGGGGGUGGAACUGUUAAACAUAUUCCAUUUUUUUUUAAACAUUCAUUAGUUUAAAAAACAAUAAAUAACGUCUCAAUAGGCUGUAUCAAGGAGAUAUUGUCUUUUUAAAUACCUUUAUUCAAUUCAUAACUUGGUGGAAACUUCUGGGUGGGUGGACGCGAUUAUCGAAAACGGCUCCAUCGAUUUUCCUACAAAUUUGACAGUUGUAUAUCGUUGGGAAAAGAAUUACUAGCUAGUUGGCAACAUUGGGAAAACUCUAAUUUGACCGUUACAUUUUUUAAAAUUAAAAAUGAAAUAAAUUUAAAUUUGGCUAAAGAUCGAGAAUAUAUUUAUUUUCAUCGGGCUAAACGUCUUCGGGUAUUUCCGCAUUUAGGUAUUAUAUUACUAAGAGUUAAAAAAAUAAUAAUUCAGAAACAAUGUGUAGUCAUUAUCCAAUGGUCAAUCAUUAGAAUACGAUCACGUAAACAGGAAGGGUGAAGGGGACAAUGGCUCUAUAGGUUGUGAAAAGGAAGUAUCCCCUUUUUUCAAAAUAAUAACCCUUAUAUGAACAUAUAUGAACUAUUAUCAAAAGGGCUAUUUUUUAUUUAUUGAUAUUUGUUUUGUCAGGUAAAAGAAAUAAUGGUGUAAAAUUUCAGCUUGGUCCGAGAAUAGGUGUGUGAGAAAUAAAGUGUACAAACUUUUUAAC